CAGCGACAAGAACAGAGUCAAUCCUCGAACAAAAGCAUCAAGAACCGGAACAGCAACAAGAAGAAGACUCCCCUGCGUCGAUCCUCCGCCCGCCACGAUCCUCCAACGGCGGCGACAGAAUAUAGGCGGAGGAGUCUACGGCCGCGACGGCGGAGGCUGCGAGGAGAAGAGGAGAGGAAAGGCGAAGAAGAAGCUGCCGGAGGCGCUGGGGAUCCGCCGGCGGCGGGAAAGCGUCAAAUUAGGCGGCGUUCGGUGCGCGUCGGCGAAUGUCGGUUUCCGUUCUCAACGUUUGCGAGCGCGACGCAGAGGAAGAUCAAGGUGCAGUACGAUGAGCUCGUCGGGUCUAAUCAGGCCAAACAGCUGACCAUGGCUCAGGUUGGUCGAUUUGUCAAUUGUCUAGUGGAAGCAAGAAAUGAAUUGCAGCACAGGUCAGAGGUCAUCCAACGAAGUUUUAAAAUAAAGAAGGCAUUAUUGGUCAAGGCAGAUAGAUCUUCAUUUGAUCGCCUUUGCCAACAGAUGUACAAGCUAGAGGCAGAGCAGAAGAGGCUAGAGGAGGAUGCAGCUGUUUAUAAUCUAAUACAGGAACAGCUUAAGCUUUCACCUGCAUACAAAACGAUGCUUGAAGUCGGUGCUAACAUGGAGCUCAAGGGCAGACAGAAUCAGGCAGCGGACAUGGACUUCUGUGAUAUCUCGUUUGAGGAGUUAUUAGCCCAGGAAAAGAAGGAUUCAUUUUGGCAGAGAAAUGGCAAGCUGAGAUCUUUUGCUAGCUGAAGGAUUAAUCGCUCUGAAGCUUUUGAUGCUAGAGAGUUUCUUACUUCUUCCUUUUUUCAGCUGCAUAUUGCCUUCGCUGAGUUUGCUAGAAGAAACCCUGUGGGAGUAUUUGAAGGGAAGCAGAAUGUAACACUAAUCACCUUUUGUCUUAUAACAGACGGCACACUGCCAGUGUAAAGAAAACUGAUCUUUUUACAUUACUGGGAUUUGUUUGCUAAUUUUUAACAUUUAGUUAAUGAUCGUGGCUAAUUUGUUA
Asparagus officinalis (garden asparagus) is the source of this 1027-nucleotide messenger RNA. RefSeq lists its product as uncharacterized. The annotation marks the transcript as partial. Lineage: Eukaryota; Viridiplantae; Streptophyta; Magnoliopsida; Asparagales; Asparagaceae. The record is from RefSeq and is a predicted model, not a curated record. The transcript has 6 exons.